This is a messenger RNA of Penicillium odoratum, 1638 nucleotides long. RefSeq lists its product as uncharacterized. NCBI's taxonomy places the organism in Eukaryota, Fungi, Ascomycota, Eurotiomycetes, Eurotiales, Aspergillaceae. The record is from RefSeq and is a predicted model, not a curated record. Gene Ontology annotation, biological process: transmembrane transport. Gene Ontology annotation, molecular function: transmembrane transporter activity. The coding region runs from base 1 to 1638 and encodes 545 amino acids. Gene Ontology annotation, cellular component: membrane. The transcript has 7 exons.
AUGUCCCAGGAAGGAAAAUCUUCGCAGCCCAAGCACCAGCAGGAAGAGUUCGUCGAGUCUAUUGAGGAGGAGCAAACUCACCAUGCAACUCAAGAUGAGCCCCAGGUGAACAAAGGCCAGCAGGAUCAGGCGCUGCAGUUGAUCGAAGAUGUGGGACACUCAACCGUUCUGACUCCCGAGAACAACAAGCAUGUUCUUCGAAAGAUUGAUCUCCGCCUGCUUCCCAUAAUGCUAGUCAUCUACUUCCUCCAGCAGCUUGACAAGUCUACUCUCUCCUAUGCAUCGGUUUUUGGACUCCAGGAAGAUGCUCAUCUCCACGGGCACCAGUACUCCUGGCUGGGUGCGGUCGUCUAUGUGGCUCAAUUAGUUUUCCAGCCUUUGGUCUCCUACCUGCUGGUCAAAGUCCCAAUGGGCAAGUUUCUGGCAGCCUCAACUCUCCUCUGGGGUAUUGCAUUAACUUGCAUGGCUUCUGCGAAUACUUUCGCUACCUUGAUGGUGUGCCGGCUGUUUCUUGGUAUCUUCGAGGCUGGAUUGGCUCCGGCAUUUAUUGCAGUGACCCAGAUGUGGUAUCGACGGCGUGAACAGCCUGUCAGAUUGGGUUCGUGGUAUGCGAUGAAUGGGGUGGUGAACAUGGUUGGAAGUUUGAUCACUUAUGGACUGGGACACAUCAAUUCACCUGUCUUUGCUCCUUAUCAGGUCAUCUUUCUCUUCUUUGGCUUAAUCACUGUUGCAUUUUCAGCAGUUAUUUUUUUUUUCAUGCCUGACUCCCCUGUCAAGUCGAAGUUCUUGUCGGAAGAUGAUAAAUUGGUGGCCAUUGAAAGACUACGAAUGAACCAGCAAGGUAUCGAAAGCCACGAAUGGAAAUGGGAGCACGUAAAGGAAGCAUGCUUGGACCUCAAAUCCUGGUUCUGGUUUGCUCUGAUGGUGUCUAUCUCAAUUCCAAGUGGUGGUAUCACGACAUUCGGUCCCUUGAUUAUAGAAUCCUUCGGUUUCAACAGCCUCAACACGAUUCUUCUCAAUAUUCCAUUCGGUGCAGUUCAACUCAUCGCUACAAUGGGAGGUGCUUGGCUGGCUACCGCAUGGAGGAAGAAAGGCCCUGUCCUCGCACUUCUGUGUCUCCCUCCGAUUGCAGGAUGUGUUAUGCUCUUGAAAAUCCCCCAUGAUGAGGCCCACAAGGGCCCUCUUCUUGUGGGGUACUACAUCAUCUCUGUCUACCCAGGAAUCACGCCGUUAAUAUACUCUUGGUCCGCCGCCAACACAGCAGGGGAAACAAAGAAAAAGGUGACGACUGGUAUUCUGCUUGUGGGACAAUGUGUUGGUAAUAUCAUUGGGCCCAAUCUCUAUACCACGGAAGAGGCACCGCUUUACCGUCGUGGGCUUCUAUCUAACCUCUCGCUGUUCUGUGUGUUGUGGCUUCUAAUUUUGCUUCUCAUGGCUUACCUUUCCUUCCUUAACAAGAAGCACGAGAAGAAGAGGGUGACUCUUGGAAAGGAGGCCAAGGUUGUUGAUCACUCUAUGUUUGCGGUUGGAACUGUACCAACCGACAAAGAGGGUGUUCCCGUUCAACAGGUGGUUAACGACAACGCUUUCAAAGAUCUGACAGAUUGGCAGAAUGAGGACUUUGUUUACGUAUAUUAG